Colletotrichum navitas is the source of this 1545-nucleotide messenger RNA. RefSeq names its product JmjC domain-containing protein. The coding region runs from base 151 to 1200 and encodes 349 amino acids. Gene Ontology annotation, molecular function: 2-oxoglutarate-dependent dioxygenase activity. NCBI's taxonomy places the organism in Eukaryota, Fungi, Ascomycota, Sordariomycetes, Glomerellales, Glomerellaceae. The transcript has a single exon. The record is from RefSeq and is a predicted model, not a curated record.
ACCGAAUUGCAACUCCAUCCCUCGCCCACGUGAUGUCAGUCUUGAGAGAACACGCGUCAUGCCGGAACUGAUGAUGCACCAUAUGCUUGUCACGCGUCAGUGUCCACCUAUACCGAGAAGAGAGCGUUUCCGGAUGAGCCGUGUCUGAGAAUGGUAUCUCGCAUACCAGGCUGUUGCUGCGCAAUCAGGUUGCCAAAGCCAAGACUGACCGGCCGAAGCUUCUCAACCAUCACCUCCGUCGAAGUCACAAAAACAGCAUUCAACGCCGUCGACAUCUCCGAAUUCCGAGAGACGGCUUUCGGUCCGGGGAUACCUCGUCUUUUCAAACAACCAACGACAUCCUCAAUCAAGAGUCCCUUCCCAGCAUCAUUAAAAUGGUUCAAGCACGAUGAAGCCUUUCACCCCCAGGCCCUCACGCAGGGGCCCACCGUCACGUUCGCUAGUUACAUGGACCAGUUUGCGCAUCACAUGCUACCCUAUGAGCUAAUGAGCCCCCAACUCUCUGAAGACACGAAUCUCAUUGUCAGUACAACAAAUCAGUUCCUUCACUGGCUUGCUUCGGGCUCGGACCCCAUAGGCGCGGUCCUGGCCGGCAUCGUUCAUGCCGCUAGUUAUCCCGACGCCUCAGAGCCGCGCUUCUCCUCUUUCACCGCGCCCUUUCUGCUCCUUCUUAAGGCCGCUGAGUUCAACAGACUGCACGAGAAGAAAAUCAAGCAGCUCUAUGUAGCUCAGGCCCAAAUACCUGACCUCCCGCCGGGACUUCAGGAUGACCUCCCUGUCCCGCGCAUUGUAAGGGACGCCGGCAAAGGCGAUGUCUAUAGUUCGAGCGUGUGGCUCGGGCUGGAACCGACGUACACACCGCUGCACCGAGACCCCAACCCAAAUCUGUUCUGUCAGCUUGUCGGCGAAAAGACCAUUCGUCUACUUCCCCCGUCGUCUGGGGAUCGCUUGUAUUGCAGGGUGCAGACGCAGAUUCAACAGUCUGGAAAUAGCCGCAUCAGAACGACGGAGAUGAUGGAAGGCCGUGGGAGAGUCGUGAUGAACGCGGCCGUUUGGGGUAUGGAGGGCUCCGAGGACAUUGUGGAAGCCAGAUUAGGCCCCGGAGAUGCUUUGUUUGUCCCCACGGGCUGGUGGCAUAGUGUCAAGAGUGGGCAUCAUGACGGGCGACUUAACGCGUCGGUGAACUGGUGGUUCAGAUAGGAAUAAUGAACGAGGGGACGAUGGGGCAUGUAAGGCAAGCUGCCGUGUACUACAGUGGACGAGUUUCGAUUGUUCAAGUACCACCCAUGGCGAGCCAGCAGAAUACAAUACUUUUGGUUCUUUGCCGACGUAUUCGUUCGCUUUUUGCUGAACUUGAAUUCACCUCGGAACGAAAACUGCGGUAGUGGGGUGAGCUGUAAACCCUAUUGUAACCUAGAAUUUUCCCCAGAUUCCAAAAGCAAGACCCACUACUAGCACAAUAGCUCAGGGGUAGAGCGCUGGGCUCAUAACCCAGAGGUCCCUGGAUCGAAACCAGGUUGUGCUACAUGACGAGUUCUUCUAGUG